UCAAUGGCUCCCCUGCCAAGUACAUCACCUCCCCUCCCUCCUCCGGUACCCGUCGAGACUCAUCCGAACAGAGCUGGCGGACUGAAACAUCAGCGAGCCUUGCCGGAUCCUAACCGCCUUGCUCCAGAAGAUGCAUACUAUGCGCAUUCUCCUCCCCGAUUAAGAUCUAGGGUUGGCACCGACCGCGCAAAUUACCGUGCUGUUAAUGGCGUCGCUGCUAAUUCUGGCACAUCUGCUACUCUGAGACCACCAUCAACGGUUCCCAACGCCGAGGCAGCUAAAGAGCUGAGGUCAGUAAGGGCCUCCAGCAGGCGACGACGUCGGAAGGGAGCAUGGAAGAAAUUGCUCUGGGUCAAGCAGUCAUACCCUGAUAACUACACCGAUACCGAAACCUUCCUAGAUCAUCUCCAGCGGAAUCCCCGGCUUCGACCCUAUGACUUCUGGCCUCUUGUCGCCGAUUCCACAGUUAUUGUCCAGCAUGUCUGCUCGGUAGUAAUAUUUGUAUGCUGCUUCGUGGGUAUUGUCCAGGAACGGGUAAGCCCAGUCACCGUUGUCAGUUGGGGCAGUGUCGGGACGGUUUUAGGAUGGUUUCUUUGGGACUAUUGGGUCUGGAAAGAACAAGAGGAAGCCACAUUAGCACACAUUGCCGAAGGAAGUUCAGACGGUGAAGACGGUUCCAGCUCUAGCUCUGCAGCCAGCUCUUUGCACCCAGUUGGUGCUGGCUCCCAAGAGAAUGGUAGCAAAGAACGAGUGCAUGGCCUUGGUUUAAACCUCUCCGUGACAGAUGCUGGCCGACGCAAUGCGGAUCUGAAUGGGAACCCCCGCAAUGCAUCCUCUAUCUCGUUGCAAUCGCUCUAUCCCUCUUUUCCUGCAGGCACGCAAGGAGGGCCCAGUUCUAACGCAAAUGUAUGCUAUGAGAUGAGCAAAUCAUUGCUUAUAUCCUCACGAAACAGACAGAGGCUGACGACUGUCAAAUCGGCCAUGCUUAUCUACUGUGCACUACUGGGCCUUAGCCCCAUACUCAAGUCUCUCACGAAGUCCACCGCUAGCGAUUCGAUAUGGGCAAUGAGCUGCUGGUUGAUGAUUAUCAACAUUUUCUCCUUCGAUUAUGGAAGCGGUGAAGGUGCGGGUGCUACGAAAUUUCCUGCUUCGCUCUCCACAAAUGCAGCUUUGAUGGCAUCGACGGUGCUGGCUUCCCGCUUGCCAUCCACAACUCACGUGUUUAGCCUGACGCUCUUUUCUAUAGAGGUGUUCGGUCUCUUCCCGGUAUUCCGUCGCCAGCUCCGGCAUAUCUCAUGGACUGGGCACCUGUUCCUGACCUUUAUACUGGUGAUCGCCGCAGGAGGGGGCGUAGGAGUCACUCUGCGAGGUGGCGGUUGGACUGCUGCCAUCGUCGGAUCUAUCUUAGGGAGCAUUUUGACUGCCCUUGCUAUGGGUGGAUGCAGCUGGUGGCUUAUCAGCCUUCAGAAAUAUAAAAACGUUGUGACUGGGCCGUGGGAUCCUGCACGCCCUAUUUUACGACGGCACUGGGAUUGAUGUGGAGCACAUGCAUAGGCUUCCGGCGUUGGUUCAUCUUUACUAUACCCCUGGUCGACAUAGUACUUUGUGGGAUUUCUAUGUACAUUAUCAGUUAUCCAUCUAGAGAACAUACGCGACGGUUGAGUCACAUCGUCAAUCAGGUCAAGUUCUAGGAUCAGCCGCUGCCCCUUCAAGCAAUACUCGAUUUCAAGUAUCUCCUUAGCUGAACUGGAUCCCAAACGGCUCAGCAUAUGCCGAAGCAGCGAUGACUACAUUCAACACUACCUUUUCGAGGUACUCUCGGACGCUGUUAUGCUUUGCCUUUGCCGUCGCGUUGUUUUCUCUCUAUGCGCUUUUUAUCAGACUAGCCUUGGUGAUAUUUAUGGGACCCGACCUGUCUAUAUGCUGAAUGCUUAUAUAGAGCUACUGCGCUUGGGCUGCCCCAUACGAUGUUCAUGGUUUGUCAUGUUAU
Paecilomyces variotii is the source of this 1990-nucleotide messenger RNA. Its product is annotated as phosphatidylinositol:UDP-GlcNAc transferase PIG-C. The transcript has 2 exons. The record is from RefSeq and is a predicted model, not a curated record. The coding region runs from base 4 to 1536 and encodes 510 amino acids. Lineage: Eukaryota; Fungi; Ascomycota; Eurotiomycetes; Eurotiales; Thermoascaceae. Gene Ontology annotation, biological process: GPI anchor biosynthetic process. Gene Ontology annotation, cellular component: membrane; glycosylphosphatidylinositol-N-acetylglucosaminyltransferase (GPI-GnT) complex.